Molecule: messenger RNA, 435 nt
Organism: Colletotrichum destructivum
Lineage: Eukaryota; Fungi; Ascomycota; Sordariomycetes; Glomerellales; Glomerellaceae
Exons: 3
Coding region: 1-435 (144 amino acids)
Source: RefSeq, a predicted model, not a curated record
AUGCACUUCUUCACGGCUACACUCUCCAGGCAGUUUCGCCUCGUUAACCCUCUCCCGUCUCUCAAGCUCGUGUCUUCCAAGUACGUCUACCGGCACAUAUCAUCGUACUUCGUCCUCGAGCAGUUCUUGCAGCCCAAAUCACCUCGGCAGCGCCAUCUAGCGUCGUCCAUUACGCUUCGCUUCGUAGGCGCUGCGCUGACUGAGGAGUACGGCCGUGAGUGGUGUGGACUGAGCUUCAAGCACUCUAACACCCCGCCUCCCCCCACCGAAAUCCUUGACGUACGUCCUGUUUGCUGCGCUUGUCAUAGAAAGUCUGGACCUCUUCCUCCAUCGUCUCUCUCCUCCCCCCUCCACCCAUCACUCAUCGCCUACGAUCGAGUGGUGUUUCGAUCACCGCACUCUUCUGUCUCUUUCUCGAGGGGCUAUCAUAGCUAA